Molecule: messenger RNA, 273 nt
Organism: Spea bombifrons (plains spadefoot toad)
Lineage: Eukaryota; Metazoa; Chordata; Amphibia; Anura; Pelobatidae
Product: insulin-2-like
Exons: 2
Coding region: 1-273 (90 amino acids)
Cellular component (GO): extracellular region
Molecular function (GO): hormone activity
Source: RefSeq, a predicted model, not a curated record
AUGGCACCGGGAGCGUGGGUGAGGGUCGUAUCGCUUCUGGCCUUGUUAUCCUACUUGACGGAGACACAAGGGGGCGCUGUUCAACAACUCUGCGGACUGCACCUGGUGGAGGCUCUUAUUUUAGUUUGUGAAGGCAGAGGCUUCUACAACAAACCAAUAAAAGGUCCAGACGCGGUGGGCAAGCAUAACGGUGCAAAGAAUAAAGUCGGAAUAGUGGAGAAGUGUUGUCACCAAGCCUGUUCUUAUCACCAACUCCAGCAGUAUUGUAACUAA